Messenger RNA from Linum tenue, 1355 nucleotides. Lineage: Eukaryota; Viridiplantae; Streptophyta; Magnoliopsida; Malpighiales; Linaceae. The record is from the annotation of a GenBank genome assembly.
GGCAGGAAUAGGGGGUAUAUAAGGGAAGAGAAGGGCGGGCGAGGUGGCGAGCGACUGAGUGGAAAGAAGAGGGAGGGAGGUGGGAGUGGGGGAUGGUAAGGUGUCAAAUUUGGUGGCAGAAAAGCGGCAGAGACCCCCUUCCCCUGUUUUCUCUGCCUCCAGUCCAGAGAGCCUCACAGUGAAAAAACAGAGGCAGAACGUGUGCGUUAGAGAAUUUUGGCAUUGCUGCUGGGUUUGGGAAUGAAAUGGGGAGGUUUUAGCCUUUCGGUAGAGAGCAGACAGUGAAGCAAAGGCAAAAGCUGCAACCAAUUCUUUCAACCCCAAACAUGGUAAUUGCUUAGGAACACACCCUUCCUUCCCCCCACUCAUUCUCCCUCCUUCCCCCCCAUUGUCAUCUUCUUCUCCUCUGUAAAAACUCUCUUUUGGGGUUUCCCCUUUUCCAGUCACCCUCUCUCUCUCUCUCUCUUUCUAUAUAUCCAUCAUCGACACAAUCUCUUGAUUCAUAAACCAUAAACCCACAUCCGAAGUUUCUCUGUUGAACAAGAAAAAAAAAGGUGCUAUCUUGCACUGCCCUGCAUCAGUCAAACCCCAACAGAAAGGCUGUCUAAAGAAAACUUCAGAAGUUGUUGCUGCUGGUUGCCAGUCUUCCAUGGAUGCAAUGAACAGAAAAGGGUCAUCAUCAUCAUCAUCGUCAUCAUUGUCUAGAAGAAGAAGAAGCUAUAUAAGCAACAGCUGCUGCAGAGGAGCAUUGCUCUGUUUCUGCAUCAUCACCUUCUUCUUGUUCUACAGUAACACUCUGUCUUCUCCUGGCACCAGGUGCCCCUUCUCUGCUUCCCCCGAUUCGUGUUUUCAGGAAUCCACGAAGGUGGAAGGCUGGACGACGUCGUUUGCUAGGAGGUUGCUGGGCGGGCCGGGAUCGUCGCCGCCGCGGUGCAUGUCGAAGUGCGGGAAGUGCACGCCGUGCAAGCCGGUGCACGUGCCGGUGCCGCCGGGGACGCCGGUAACGGCGGAGUAUUACCCUGAAGCGUGGAGGUGCAAGUGCGGCAAUAAGCUCUACAUGCCAUGACCAGGAUGAUGAUGAUGAUCGUCAUUAGAAUCAUAAUCAAUCAUCGAGCCAGCGUACUAAUCAUAUACAUAUUUGUCGGGAUUAUCGAUCAAUGUCGUGGAUGGGAUGAUGAUGUGUCGUUAUCGAGAAAUCAUGAUGAAUUUAGCUCCGGCAAUGUAAUGUUGGGUUGUGCCUUUGUCGUAAUUAUUAAUAUACAUAGAUUUGAUUAAUUGGUGUUAAGUGGGUGAUUGCAAAAAACAAGAUGCCUUAUUACCUUAAUUGGAAGGGUGGGCCCCUGGGCCCUGAUGGC